AUGAUGCUCGUGCCCUUCUCAUACUUUCCCUACCUGAGCAUUCAAAACCUCUGCAAGCUGCCCCCUGCAGAUGUAGCCUACCUGGAGUCGCAACGGUCGUUUGACGUUCCAGUAGGAGAUUUCCUCGAUAGGCUAAUCUCUCAUUAUUUUCUUUCCGUACAUCCCUGCCUCCCGAUCAUCAAUGAGGCGGAAUUCUGGGAAAUGUACAGAAAAGGUGUCACAAGCUCAUCAUGCUCCCUGCUUGUUUUCCAGGCCAUGCUCUUCGCGGCUAGCAGUUACAUUCCCCUAAAUGAGGCAAAAGCUGGGGGUGCAGAAUCCAUCCUACGCAUGAGAGAUUCAUUUUACCGGCGGGCCAAGCUCCUAUACGACUUUCGUCUCGAGGACGAUUGUCUUCAGCUAUGUCAGGCAGCGAUAUUGCUGUCCUACCAUUGCUCAAGCGAGGAUCGGUUGAGUAACGCAUCAUGGCUUGCACUUGCCAUUGAUCAUGCGCGCACAUUGAACGCCCAUCACUACUAUCGCGAUUCCUCUCAGGCCUAUGCAUCUCCGACAACGUUGAAGCGACUGUGGUGGUGUAUCGUCAUCCGUGAUAGACUGGUUGCUUUGGGAAUGCGUCGGUCGCUCCAGAUCCCGCCCGCUCUUUUUGAUCCAUUUUCAUGGGCCCCUCUGCAACUAGAGGAUUUCGAAGACGAGAUCCACGCGUCAGAGGUCUAUGACCCGGACACCAAAACCCAGCUUUGUGGAAUCCUUACAAGCCUGUGCCAUCUAGCCGUGGCAAUGACAAUGCUGCUCACCACCCUCUAUCCUGAUAGUGGUUAUAAGGGGGUCGCGACAGAUCAUAGACUUCUGCUGACUAGGGCGGGUGACAUCAAAGCACGGCUGAACUAUUGGGAAGAAAUAAUAUGGUCUUACUUUCUCCACAAACUGCUGAUAGCAAUCCGGCUGUGA
Molecule: messenger RNA, 945 nt
Organism: Aspergillus calidoustus
Lineage: Eukaryota; Fungi; Ascomycota; Eurotiomycetes; Eurotiales; Aspergillaceae
Source: the annotation of a GenBank genome assembly